GAAAAUGUCCUCAACUGCCGAGACACACCUUAUACCAUUACCAUGUUGACACAUAUCCAAAGAAAACAAAACUUGAGCCACUGCAUCCUAGUGCGCCAUGGUUAUUCUUCCGCUCUCGGUCGAAACACAUACAAAUAUUCCUGGUAUUAUCAACACCACCGCCUUUCAAAAGGCCCCAAGGCUCAAUACGCUGCCUGCCGUUAGGUUGCAAUGCAGUCGCACCUGCAUCCACCCUCAACCCCGAACGAGACGCUAACCCUCAAGCAGCUUCAUACCAAGGCUCUGCCCUUAUGGACCCUCAUUGGCUUCCAACUGAUGGUCAACCAUGGUUCCUGGGAGUCCCGGGGUCUUGGUUGCCGGUAUAAAACAUUCCCGAGAUGUCAGUUUUUCGUGUGCCAACUCUCUCACAUCACUGUCCUUCACUGGCCCGCCUUCAUCAUGCACGUGACAUUGAAGUCUUUUGGACUGGCCAGUAUUCUCUCCGUAGCCGGCACGUCGGCGGCGUUGGGAGGCUACGUGGUCAGCCCGACCCUUCAAACAGAUAUCCUCGCUGCGGCAGCUCUCGGCAAGCUCACCCUCCACGCUGCCCAGAAUCGUGAUACCACAACCUGUACCUUAGAGAAUGUCGCUAUUAGACGUGAAUGGGGAUCACUUUCUGCGGCAAACAGGCAAGCGUACACCAACGCAGUCAGAUGUCUCAUGGAACACCCGUCCCUCCUUGAUCCCCUUGAGACACGCUUUGAUGACUUCGUGGCCGUUCACAUCAACCAAACCUUUUCCAUCCAUGGCACUGCGAACUUCCUAUCAUGGCACCGGUAUUUUACCUAUGCAUUCGAGCAGGCCUUGCGAAGCGAAUGCAAUUACGACGGCUACCACCCCUACUGGAACUGGGGCAACUAUGCCCACAACCCUCUCAACUCGCCUGUUUUUGACGGGUCCUCCACCUCGAUGAGCGGGAACGGCGAGUACGUCCCUCACAAUUGCACCGAUGGCUUGCCCACGGGACUCAAUUGCAUUCCACCUGGCUCUGGCGGCGGUUGCGUUACCACUGGUCCUUUUGCCAACAUGUCAGUGAACCUCGGUCCAAUUGCACCAACCCUCGCGGCACCUGGCGUCGUUCCCGCAUCGUCCCUGUUUGCCUACAACCCGCGCUGCCUCCGCCGUGAUAUCUCAUCAUGGGUCAGCUCCAACUGGACGACUGACUUUGAGAGCUACGACCUCAUCAGCAACUACACUGACAUUUUGUCUUUCCAGAACCGCAUGCAAGGUGACUUUGCCACCGGUUUCUACGGGGUUCACACCGGAGGCCAUUUCGCCAUCGGCGGGGAUCCGGGCGGUGAUCUCUUUGCCAGCCCCGGUGGACCGGCGUUUUAUCUGCAUCAUGCUCAGAUCAAUCGUGUGUGGUGGAUCUGGCAGAAUCUCCACCCUGAGACCAGGACGAAUGCUAUUGGGGGUACCAUCACGCUUAACAACUUUCCGCCCUCGAGGAACGGUACACUGAAUGAUUUGCUCGACUUGGGUGUAGUUGGGCCUGCAGCGGGGGUAUUGGAAAUUCGCGAUGUGAUGAGUACGAUUGGAAUUGGAGGUGGGCCCUUUUGCUACAUUUAUGUGUAA
This is a messenger RNA of Podospora bellae-mahoneyi, 1614 nucleotides long. RefSeq lists its product as uncharacterized. The record is from RefSeq and is a predicted model, not a curated record. Bases 211 to 1614 code for a protein of 467 amino acids. Lineage: Eukaryota; Fungi; Ascomycota; Sordariomycetes; Sordariales; Podosporaceae. The transcript has 4 exons. Gene Ontology annotation, molecular function: oxidoreductase activity.